UUUUCUGUCAUAUAUUGGUAUUUUUUAGGGAUCGAUUUCUAUAUAUUCUAUCCAUAAAAAACCACCAAGAUUAUUAAUUUACACCAGGGAAAACAAUGGAGAAGAAUAAAUCUAAGGGCUAUUUCAUAUAAAAAAAAAAUAAAGGGCUAGUGGAGUGCAUUAAUUAAGUAGCAGAAGAGGACAAAAUUUCAACGAUCAAAUUGGAGGUUUGCCCGAACAAGAGAAACUCUAUAUAACAAAAAAAUUAAGAAAAGGAGAAAGAUCAAACAAUUUCCUUUGUCUAUAUAACGAAACCGGGCCAGGCAGGCAACAAGUGUCACUUAAACCAAAAAAAGAAAAAAAAAAUGAUCAAAAUGAAGUCUGAAAUUGUUUCCAGGCAAACCAUAAGGCCCUGUAACCCAACACCUCCGUACUUGAAAACCUUCAAGCUGUCCCUUCUAGAUCAAAUCUCCCCUGGCAUCCAUGGCAAUAUGACCUUCUUUUACCCUUCUAAUGAAACCACUGAUGAUUUCUCCGACAAAUCUAAGCUCCUUCAAGAUUCAAUUUCCAAAACACUCUCGCUCUUCUACCCACUGGGCGGACGUCUCCGGGACGCUGCUACCAUUGAUUGUAACGAUGAGGGUGCUUUCUUUGUCGAAGCCACAGUCAACAUCAAAUUAUCUGAGUUCCUUAAUCAACCUGACUUUAAUCUGAUGGACCAUUUCUUACCUACUACUGAUCCCGAAACCAUGGAAUUGUCCAAUGGUGCCAUGUUUCUCGUUCAGCUCACUCGCUUUACUUGUGGUGGUGUGGCUAUUAGUCUCUCUCUUACUCACAAGCUCGCUGAUGUAUCAGCACUGCUCACUCUCCUCCAGAGCUGGUCAUCGGUUUGUCGCGGAUUGAGUGACCCUGUGACGCCUGAUCUCAUUGGAGAAAAAUUUUUGGCACCCAGAGAUGAACUUUCUGCCAUGUCUGCAUCUCUUAAUAUUGAAGCUGAGAAGUUUGUGCUGAGGAGAUUUGUAUUUAGUGCAUCAAAGAUUGCAGAAUUGAAGGCUAAAGUCGAUCAGGAAUUUCAAAAUGUGUUGCAAAGCCAUCCGUCUCGAGUGGAGGUGGUGUUGGCCCUAUUAUGGAAAUGUGCCGUAGCUACUAAGAAACUAAAAACAGGAUCAUUCGGGCCAACGGCAUUGUUUCAAGCUGUCAAUUUGCGGAAAAGGUUGUCUCCCCCGCUACCAGAAACUGCAAUUGGGAACUUUAUAUGGCCAUUUAUGGUGAUUGCACAUGAAGAAAAAGAUUUAGAGCUAGAUAAGCUAGUGAUUCAAAUGAGAAAAUCCUUCAACGAAUUCAAUAACACAACGGCCAAUAUGUUCAGGGGCGAAGGGGCUCCUUUGGCAAUCAUGGGAGCCUUGAAAGAGAGAGGAGAGUUCUUCAGAAACAACAGAGAAGUGACAGUUUAUAAGUGUUCAAGUUGGUGCAAGUUUCCCUUAUAUGACACUGAUUUUGGGUGGGGAAAGCCGCUAUGGCAUGUCAGUAUAAACAAAUUGGUGACUAAUACAAUUGCUUUCGCUGACACACGAUCCGGUGAUGGAAUUGAAGCUCUCUUGACUUUGGAUGAGGAAGAAAUGGCAUUAUUUGAACAAAAUGAAGAGCUCCUCAAAUAUGCUACUCUCAAUCCCAGCAUUUACGGUUGAUUUUUGUCUUUUCGCAAUUAUGUGAUCAGAUUAUGUCUAAGAGAAAAUGCUUCCCUUAUGGUAAUUGAAAAGUAGUUAAAACUUAAAGCAAUAUGGAAUGUCCGAUACAAUAAGUUCUUCGAGCUGAAUGCUACAAAAACUUUCUUGUUGUAAACUUUGUUGUAAAUUUUGUUGCAUAUUCUUAUUGUUGUAAACUUUGUUGCAUAUUCUUAUUGUUGUAAACUUCGAGCUAUAUCUUGUUGUAAACUUUGUUGCA
Durio zibethinus is the source of this 1923-nucleotide messenger RNA. NCBI's taxonomy places the organism in Eukaryota, Viridiplantae, Streptophyta, Magnoliopsida, Malvales, Malvaceae. The record is from RefSeq and is a predicted model, not a curated record.